CAAAAGCCAAACCUAGCACACGCCCUCCGCCUCGCUUGCCCUUUAUAUGCAAAUGCAAAGCAUAGCUUCGUCAAGCUGUCUCAACUCUCCACGCUGCUUCCUUCAAAUUCUCUGUAAGCUCCACCUCUGCGCCACCAAAACCCUAGAGAGGUUGAUAGGUUUCAAUUUCUCUUUAGGCAUUCCCACGCGUCUGCCGCAGCGAAACCCUAGACGACAGAAAUGGCGCUCCCGAAUCAGCAGACUGUCGAUUAUCCCAGUUUCAAGCUCGUCAUCGUCGGCGAUGGUGGAACAGGAAAAACUACGUUCGUGAAGCGGCACAUUACUGGAGAAUUUGAGAAGAAAUAUGAGCCGACCAUCGGUGUUGAGGUUCAUCCGUUGGACUUCUCAACAAACUGUGGAAAGAUUAGAUUCUAUUGUUGGGAUACAGCUGGGCAGGAGAAGUUUGGCGGCCUGAGAGAUGGUUACUACAUUCAUGGGCAGUGUGCGAUUAUAAUGUUUGAUGUCACUGCGCGGUUGACAUACAAGAAUGUUCCAACAUGGCACAGAGAUCUUUGCAGGGUAUGUGAGAACAUCCCUAUUGUUUUGUGUGGAAACAAGGUUGAUGUAAAGAACAGGCAAGUGAAGGCAAAACAGGUCACUUUUCACAGAAAGAAGAAUCUCCAAUACUAUGAAAUAUCUGCCAAGAGCAACUAUAACUUUGAGAAGCCUUUCCUCUAUCUUGCUAGAAAGCUUGCUGGAGAUGCCAACCUGCACUUUGUGGAGUCAGUAGCCCUCGCUCCUCCUGAAGUUCAAAUUGACAUGGCUCAACAAGCAAUGCAUGAAGCAGAACUGAGAGAUGCUGCAAAUCAGCCCCUUCCUGAUGAUGACGAUGACACAUUUGAGUAGUGGAGUUUGCCUGAAGUUCGACAGCGGUGCUUUAUUGCCCAGUGUUGCAGGGUUUUGGUAGCUUGGGAGGAGUUUGAGUCCGCAAUGUAUUGCUGAAUUGUGUUCGCCAGUUUUUGGCAUUUGAUAUGCUGGGAGAAUGUUUUGCCUGCUUCCCGUUGUCUAUAUCCUUAAGCGAGAUAGGUGUGUUUAAUUGAAUUGCAAACUUCUUGGUCCCCAAAAGUGCUGUUGCCUCCAAUUGGAGGCAUUGAGGAAGGCCUGCUCUGUUGGAUACUUUCCAUUAUGAUUCCCUUUAAACUCAAUUUCGCCAA
Malania oleifera is the source of this 1193-nucleotide messenger RNA. Its product is annotated as GTP-binding nuclear protein Ran-3-like. Lineage: Eukaryota; Viridiplantae; Streptophyta; Magnoliopsida; Santalales; Ximeniaceae. The transcript is spliced from 8 exons. The coding region runs from base 220 to 885 and encodes 221 amino acids. Gene Ontology annotation, biological process: ribosomal subunit export from nucleus; protein import into nucleus. Gene Ontology annotation, molecular function: GTP binding; GTPase activity. Gene Ontology annotation, cellular component: cytoplasm; nucleus. The record is from RefSeq and is a predicted model, not a curated record.